Molecule: messenger RNA, 2082 nt
Organism: Maudiozyma barnettii
Lineage: Eukaryota; Fungi; Ascomycota; Saccharomycetes; Saccharomycetales; Saccharomycetaceae
Gene: IFM1
Product: translation initiation factor 2
Exons: 1
Coding region: 1-2082 (693 amino acids)
Biological process (GO): translational initiation
Molecular function (GO): GTP binding; GTPase activity; translation initiation factor activity
Source: RefSeq, a predicted model, not a curated record
AUGUGGAAAAGAAGUGUUCUUAUUAACAACAAAAGAUCAUAUACGAAAUUGUUGAUAUCUCAGAACAAAUUACCACCUUUAUUAUUGCCGUUUAAUGUUUACUGGAGUAACCCACUAAUAAUACCACAACAUUCUAGAUCAUAUUCUAAGAGUUAUAGAAGAAAUAAAGGUAUUACGAAGAAUCAAAAAAAUGACAAGCCUAAGAAACUGACAUUUACAAUACCAGAUUAUAUAUCAGUUGAUAAACUAUCUAAUUUAUUAAAUUGUAGAGUACAAACAGUAGUAAAAGAUUUGAAAAAUUUAGGUUUCAAAAAUAUUACAACUGAUUAUAUUAUUAAUAAGGAAUAUAUCGAAUUAAUCCUCCAGGAAUAUAAUUUUGAAUUACCUUCAUCCACAUCAUCUAUAACAUCAGCUAACAUUUAUAAUAAGUUGAAAGAUCCAUUGAAUCCUAAAUUACUCGAAAGUAGGCCUCCAAUAGUAACUAUAAUGGGCCAUGUAGAUCAUGGGAAAACAACUAUUAUUGACUACUUACAGAAAUCUUCAGUUGUUUCCCAAGAACAUGGUGGUAUUACCCAGCAUAUAGGUGCAUUCCAAGUGAUUACGCCAGUUUCUAAGAAAAAGAUCACAUUUUUAGAUACACCAGGUCAUGCUGCAUUUUUGAAGAUGAGAGAAAGAGGUGCUAACAUUACAGAUAUAAUUGUACUAGUGGUUUCUAUUGAAGAUUCUAUUAUGCCUCAAACAAAGGAAGCUAUAAAACACAUUAAGGCCUCUGGUAAUCAACUUAUAGUGGCCAUCACUAAAAUAGAUAAGAUUGGAAAUGUGAAAGAAAGAGAAAAGAAAAUAGAGAGAAUAACAAACGACUUAAUUGCAAAUGAAAUUAUGGUUGAGAAAAUAGGUGGCGAUGUUCAAGUAAUCCCAGUUAGUGCAAAAGGUGGCGAAAAUAUGGAUCUUUUAGAGGAAUCUAUCAUCUUAUUAAGUGAUAUGAUGGACAUUAAAACAGAAAAUUCCAAGAAUACAAUGUCAGAAGGUUUUGUCAUUGAGAGUGAGAUGAAAAGUGCAAUGGGAAAUGUUGCAACAAUAUUGAUUAGGAAAGGUACCUUGGAUAAUCAGUCUAUAUUAUUAUGUGGGAAUACCUUUUGCAAAGUAAGAAGUAUCAUGGAAGGUGCAGAGAAAAAAAUUACGAAGGCAUUACCAUCGCAAGCUGUGGUAGUAUCUGGAUGGAAAGAAUUACCACAUGUAGGUGACGAGUUCAUACAGGUUAAGAGCGAGGCAAUUGCGAAGAAAUAUAUUUCGAAAAGAGAAGCCUUGAUAGAAGUUGAAAAGAAUGCCUCUAGAGUCGAAAAAUUGAAUGAGGAAAGAUACGCAGAAUCUAUUAGGCGAAAGGAAUCCAAGAGUAAAGACGACAUUGAUGAUAUCGAAGAUGACGAUGCUACCGAUAAUGCUAUAACUGGACCAAAGAUGGUAAAUUUCAUUAUUAAAGCAGAUGUGUCUGGUUCAGCUGAAGCUAUUAAGGAGAGCAUACAAGAUCUUGGUAAUGAUGAGGUUCAAUGUUGUGUCAUUUCAUCAUCGGUUGGAAUUCCAGCAGAAUCCGAUCUUAAAAUGGCCGAAAUAUCUAAUAGUGAAAUAUUAUGUUUCAAUUUGGAAAAUCUUCCAAAUGAUAUUAUUAACAAUAAACAUGGCGUUGUUGUAAAAAAAUUUAAUGUCAUUUAUAAAUUAAUUGAAAUUGUGGUGGAGACCUUAGAAAAUAACAUGAAGAAAAUUUUUGAAAAAAAUAUCGUGGCAACCGUCGAUAUUAAAGAUAUAUUUGAAUUUACAAUGAAGAAGAAAUUGGUUAAGAUUGCUGGUUGUAAGGUCAGCAAUGGUCAAAUAACUAGGAAUUCUAAAGUUCAAGUAAUACGUGGCGAAAAUAAAGAUGUAGUAUAUGAUGGUACAUUAUCCUCAAUAAAACAUGGAAAAGAUGAUAUUUCAACUGCAUCUAAGGGUCGUGAAUGUGGGAUAACCUUCAACGAUAAUUUUGAAGAAUUUAAAGCUGGUGACAAGAUUCAAGUUUACGAAGAAGUUGAAGUUCCUAGACAUUUAUAA